This is a messenger RNA of Sphaeramia orbicularis (orbiculate cardinalfish), 711 nucleotides long. Its product is annotated as RING finger protein 224-like. Lineage: Eukaryota; Metazoa; Chordata; Actinopteri; Kurtiformes; Apogonidae. The record is from RefSeq and is a predicted model, not a curated record. The coding region runs from base 56 to 631 and encodes 191 amino acids. The transcript is spliced from 2 exons.
UCUGACCGUGUCUUUGUCCUCGUUUCUGUUCGGACAGAAAUCCAAUCAGGACAAAAUGUUGGACAUCAAGAAAAAAGAGGACGAAGAAGAAGAAGAGGAGGAGACGCAACAGCCCCUCCCCCCUCCUCCGCCUCCCGUUGACAUGGAGACGAUGACAUCGCUGAGGAAGCAGGACCUGGUGUGCAUCGUGUGCUUCGGCAGUUAUGACUUGGCUGCGCGGUUGCCACGGCGACUGCACUGCGGCCACGCCUUCUGCCAGGCCUGUCUGAAGAGACUGGACACGGUGAUCAACGAACAGGUGUGGAUCCCCUGCCCCCAGUGCAGACAGAACACCCCUCGGCCCAGAGGAGGAGCCUCUAACCUGGACCUGGACCUGGCCUCCUUCCUGGGGGUGAAGUCCCAGCAGACCGCCACCUCCUGCUCCUCCUCCUCCUGGAGCUCCGCCCGCAGGGAGGGGCCCGUCGCCGGGGAGACGACCCCCGACGGGAAGCUGUGGCUGGGGAAGGAGGCGGCCGACGACAGCUGGUCCCACGGAGGAUUGGCCGAGCCCCGCUUCCAUCGCUACGGCAACUGCUGCCCCACCUCCUCCUAUUGGCUGUGCUGUUGGUUCUGCUGCCCGGGGCGGGGCUAAAGCAGGGGGGUGGGGCUAAAAGUGACCUGUGGUGGUAAUGAAUGAAAACUACAGAAGUAAAUCUGUUCCAUCAGAUUUUG